AUAAUUUAAAUAAUCAUAAUGGUUCGGUUUCAAAGUAUGACACCACAAGAGUAUAAAGAAAAGCAUGAAAAUUUUAAGAUAAUCCAUGGUUUCCAUGCUACACCUUUUGGGGAUUGCUUAAUUGGCAUUACUAACACUAAUAAAGCAAUUAUGCAUUUGGCUUUUGUUGAUAAAAAUAAUGAAGAAGCUUUGAAUGAAUUAAAGAACGAUUGGCCUCUUUCAAAAUUGAUCGAAGAUACCUCGAACGAAACAAACAAAAUUAUAGAAAAAAUCUUUUCCCGAUGGGUAACUGUGGAUGAUUCUAUUUCUGUUCUCAUGAAGGGUACACAGUUCCAAAUGAAAGUUUGGGAAGCCUUGAUGCUUAUUCCACAUGGUACAACUGUUACUUAUGAACAAGUUGCGUGUAAUAUAGGUAAACCAAAAGCCGUACGAGCUGUUGGAAAUGCGGUCAUGAAAAAUAAUAUUGGUUAUUUGGUGCCAUGCCAUCGCGUAGUAGGUAAAUCUGGUAGUAACAAAUAUAAAUGGGGAACGAAGCGUAAAGAAAAUAUUCUCUUGUAUGAGCGUGAUUAUGUAAACACUUAAGUUUAUUUUUUAUAUGUUUACAUACUUCUACAAUUUUUUUAUUAAUUUAUACUUUAAUACAAAGAGAUGUAGUUUAUGUAAUAUGGUACAUUUUAUAAGUUCUAUUACUUACGAAUUGUUUAUUUCGUAGUAUUUAUAUAAAUAUAAAAAUUUAGACAUCAAAAAUUUCCUGAUAUUUGCAUAGAUUAUGUAAAAUAGACACUGAAUAAUAUAAAAAGAAAAAUUGUUUAUUUUUAUACAUUAAAAAUUAUUUUUAUUAUCUUUAAAUACAAGUAUGCAGUAGUAUUUAUGUACACUUAAAGAAAUUAAUAAUUUAAGCUGUAAUGAUAAAUCCAUUGCACUCUUGCAUACAGUAACAGGAACACUAUGAUACUAGGAUGGUUUUCAGCAUUCACAAUAAUUCUAAGAUGGUAGUAUAAAUUAAACAUAAAUAAAAUUGUGUAAUUUUAUAUUUGAAUUUAGAUAGUUAUCGAUAUAUGUAACUGUUUUGUAUAAAAAAAUGUAGCAUUUUUUAAAUAUCUUGUGUUAAUUUACAAAAUAUUAAACUGUUCAAUUAGCAAUAUAUAAAAUAAAUGUCAAAAAAAGUUCGAGAGUGAAUUUAUGUAUGUAUUUUUGUGAAAUUUUGCGAUAUAAUUAAUUUUCUUUAGUAUACAAGCCUUUUAGAUGUCAAAAUAAUAAGCGUUGCAAAUGCUGAAGUUAAAAAGUAAUAGUUAAUGUUAGAGAACUGGCAAUGAGUGAAGAUAAUAAUUUGGCAUCUGAUGGACUUAUUGUUUAAGUUUAUACACAGCAUGACUGGAGAAGUCUAUCUACAUUGUAAAUAUUACUGUACUAUUAAUUCUAUACAUUAAGGUAUAAAUUUAUAAAUACAUAUUUAUAUACAUUUACAAUAUAAAUAUAAAAAUGAAUUUUAUAUAUAUAAAAGCAUUUUAUAAAUGUGUAAACCGUUUCACACAAUACUUAUUUGUAAAAAUUCUACUUUAGGUACAAGUAUGACACUUGCUUGUGUUAAUUGCAAAAAUCGAUGUUAAAUUUAAUUCAACAAUUAUAUAAAAAGUGUAAAAUUUAUCGUGACUUAUUUAAAAAUUAUUUUUUUUGCAAAUAAUCACAGGGAAUAAAUUGUAUUACCCUAAGAAUGAUUACAUA
Molecule: messenger RNA, 1725 nt
Organism: Bombus pyrosoma
Lineage: Eukaryota; Metazoa; Arthropoda; Insecta; Hymenoptera; Apidae
Gene: agt
Product: methylated-DNA--protein-cysteine methyltransferase, inducible
Exons: 1
Coding region: 19-582 (187 amino acids)
Biological process (GO): DNA repair
Molecular function (GO): methylated-DNA-[protein]-cysteine S-methyltransferase activity
Source: RefSeq, a predicted model, not a curated record